Molecule: messenger RNA, 414 nt
Organism: Cucurbitaria berberidis CBS 394.84
Lineage: Eukaryota; Fungi; Ascomycota; Dothideomycetes; Pleosporales; Cucurbitariaceae
Exons: 2
Coding region: 1-414 (137 amino acids)
Source: RefSeq, a predicted model, not a curated record
AUGUUCGAAGGCCGUCACGUCGCUGACAGAUACCGGCUGCGCAUGCACCGCGCGCGCUCCGUCGUCCUCACCAGCUCCGAGCUCGUCGAGAUCCGCGCGGCGCAGAGAACGUUUGAGGGCGCAUACAUUCGCACCGCCAUCGGGCAGUUCUCGUUUGCCCUCAUCGUGCUCAAGAUCUUCACGGCCGAGUUCUACUCGAUUGGCGCCUUGUUUGCCGUCUACGGUGCUGGCAUCUUGUUCAUCAGUCUGUUCCGGCGACAGCAGGGAAACAAACAGUUCUUCUCCGAGGUGGGCGAAGAUGGGCUGCACCGCAAGAAGUUCCGAACGAGCGGCAACGUCGUGUCGGUCUUGACGGCACUCAGCAUCUCAGCGUACAUUUGCCUGCUGGUGCUCACGCUGCGGUUGGAGACAUAG